CUAAGCCUGCAGACAGUACAGAGGGAGCAGACAGCUUAGUUUACAGUCACACAAGAAGAAGAGGACAUACGUUUUUGGAUAUAGACAAAGACUGCAAUUUUAGGACAUGGGUGUAUGUGGAUCCAAGCUUCAGAAACAAGCACAGGUCCUGAUGCUGGGCCUGGACGGAUCAGGGAAGACAACCCUCCUUUACAAACUGAUGUACAACGAGAGCGUGGUGACCGUGCCAACUGUGGGCUUCAAUGUGGAGACGCUGGAGACUGAUAGGAGCAGCCCGAGCAUGACGGUGUGGGACGUGGGGGGCCAGAAGAAGAUGAGGCCCCACUGGAAGCAUCACUAUACUGAUACAGCCGGACUCGUGUUUGUGGUGGACAGCUGGGAUGAGACACGGCUAGAAGAGGCCCGCAAGGAACUCCAUCGGGUCCUGAGAUAUGAGAGUCUCAGAGGAGUUCCUCUUGUGGUCCUUGCCAACAAACAGGACCUUCCAGGAGCACUAAGCCCAGAAGCACUUUGCCUUAAACUGGAUUUAAGAAGAGUGUGUGAGGGCAGAGCCUGGUUCAUCCAGCCCUGUUCAGCCACCACUGGCAUGGGGCUAGAAGAAGGUUUCAGGAGGAUAGUCUAUCUGAUGAAGACCCCACUGAAGCAGACUCAAGAGGACAUUAAAGUUAAGAUGAAGUCAAAGGGCUUCAGUAUCACAGCUGUGAAACAGGUCUUGCUCUGCAGCAGAUGAUGGAUGAAAAUCUUUUUUGAAGUUUCAUUCAUGCCAUGUGUUGGAUCCCUUCUUGCCUGCCUCUGUGAGUCUUUGGCAAAUGGCCACACUGUGGCAUCUGUAAGAUCAAAUGAGAGGAGGCGGUAAUAAGAAGGAUGACAUUAACACUGUGAUUAGUCUUAAUCUCCGGAAGAUAAAACUUUAACUGGAUCAUGGGGAAGAGAAAUAACUUUGAUGAUAAACCACAAGGAUUCUGCUUGCAAUCUUUGAUUAUCAGAGUAUUUUUGAGAAAACAGUGGACAUGUCACACAACAUUUGAGACAAUUCAGUCUGACAGUGUACACACUGUACAUGGGAAGCUCACUGAUAAGAAACAGAAAUGUUCUUUUCCAUUUUUGCAGUUUUUCUUUAUUUGUUAUGCAUUUAUUUGUAUUAUUUUUAACAUCACAAUAUCAAAAUACAAGGAUGUCUUGUUAUGUGCUUACUAUUUCAUUUACACUUUAUUUAUUAAUUUGGGAACUGCCAGUGUUGACUCACAAUAUGUUAAAUUAUUGCAAAGACUUCCUUCAGACAUAUGAUACUGAAGUAAAGUAGGCUAUAGCCUAUACGUUAUUGCAUCAAACAUAUUAAAACAACAGCAAUACAUCUGUCAACUCAUUUGAACGUGUGUUGGCGCUGUUUCAGUAUUAUUUUGUCUAUUUGUUGCACUGAAAUAAAAUUCUUCAAAAUACCUAGAAUUAAAUUAGGUGAUUCUUUUUUGUGUGUGAUAAAAUCAGCAGUAGAAUAGUUAUUUAGAUUCUUCACUUAUAUAAAGUAUGCAAUACAAAAAAAUAAAAAUUACAUUGCAUGUAAGGAUCCUGAAAUUGCACAACACAGCACAAUAUUCCCUGUGUUUUACUUGUGUGACAAGUAAAUUGUAUAAUAAUAAAG
Messenger RNA from Seriola dumerili (greater amberjack), 1639 nucleotides. RefSeq names its product ADP ribosylation factor like GTPase 14. The transcript is spliced from 2 exons. Gene Ontology annotation, molecular function: GTPase activity; GTP binding. The record is from RefSeq and is a predicted model, not a curated record. NCBI's taxonomy places the organism in Eukaryota, Metazoa, Chordata, Actinopteri, Carangiformes, Carangidae. Gene Ontology annotation, biological process: vesicle-mediated transport; intracellular protein transport. Bases 107 to 730 code for a protein of 207 amino acids. Gene Ontology annotation, cellular component: cytoplasm.